AUGGCGGAUCCCCUGUUAACUUCUCUCUGCACCAUCUGCCGAAUCCAAACGCCCAAAUACAGAUGCCCUCGAUGCGGAACGCGGACGUGCUCCCUGACUUGCGUGAAGAAGCACAAGAACUGGUCUUCUUGCAAUGGCGACCGCGACGCCACCGCAUUCAUGCCCAGAGAGAAGCUGAAGACCGAUGCUGGGAUCGACCACGACUACAAUUUCCUCACCAAGAUCGAACGAUGUAUCGAGACCGCCGAGAAGAUACUUCGAGACGAACGGGAGAUACUGCCUGAAGAGAAGUCCAACCCACCACCACACAAGAGGGCACGUCCUCAUAAGGGUCAGAGCAGGGGCAGGACUACCUUGGACGACAGCGGACGAAAGUGGGAGCGAAGCACAAUACAACGGAUGCGCAAGCUUGAUAUAAACGUGGCCUCUGUGCCGUACGGCAUGACUCGGGCGAAGGAGAAUAUGACGACCUGGAACAGGCGGACAAAGACUAUCAACUGGCAGGUCGAAUGGUUGGACAUGACUGCCAACUCCUCUGCCGAAGGCGGAAACAGACCCAGCCCUACGAGAUUGCUGUACAAAAUACUCGACGAGACACCUCUCCACCUUGGAUUUGCGGAAGCCCAAGAAUAUCGUCGCCAACAGCAACUCAGCGACAAGGAGCGUGCGCAGGAGAAGGCUCUCCAAAGACGGGAAGAACUAGCCAAGAGUGGGCAGCAUACGAAAUCAACGGCAUGGCAUGCUCAGCCGGCCCCAAUGCAGAGUGAAACCGAUUCGACAUGGAGCUAUUCUGAAGACCAUGACAAUCGCAGAAUAGCAAAGGAUCUAUGUCGGUUUUUCUUCCUGAAACCGAGGACGCCCUCGAAAGAUCCUCGCAGGCUUGUCCCGCUCAGGCCGCGAGAAGGUUUGGCCACCCUCCUCCCGGGGCUCGAUGUUGUCGAAUUCCCAACCAUUUGUGUCUUACCAGCUGGAGUCACCACUGUGCCCGACGGAUAUGUUAUAGAGAAGAGACCUGAGGUGAGGAAUCACAAGAAGAGAAAGGGGUCUGCGUUGGUUGAAUAUGGUUCCAGCUCGGAACCGUCUGAUGGAGAGCAAGACGAAGGCGAACCGUCUUCGGAUGAUGAUACUAGUAGCUCAGGGUCGGACUCGGACAUGUCUGAAUGGCCAACAACGCAAGUACAGGCGUGA
This is a messenger RNA of Anthostomella pinea, 1188 nucleotides long. Lineage: Eukaryota; Fungi; Ascomycota; Sordariomycetes; Xylariales; Xylariaceae. The record is from the annotation of a GenBank genome assembly.